This is a messenger RNA of Arthroderma uncinatum, 1605 nucleotides long. Its product is annotated as streptomycin biosynthesis protein StrI. The coding region runs from base 1 to 1605 and encodes 534 amino acids. The record is from RefSeq and is a predicted model, not a curated record. Gene Ontology annotation, molecular function: nucleotide binding. The transcript has a single exon. NCBI's taxonomy places the organism in Eukaryota, Fungi, Ascomycota, Eurotiomycetes, Onygenales, Arthrodermataceae.
AUGUCUAGAGAACCAGGUCCGCUUCGAUUCCUAGUCAUUGGCGCCGGCCAGAGGGGAUAUGCCUACGGAAAAGCAGUGACCGAUGCCACAGACGGGGUCAUCCACGCCGUUGCAGAGCCCAACGAUGAUUCUCGACAGCGAUUUGGACGAAAGUACGUCUGGGGUGAUAAGCCAGCGGCUGCAGGACAAGAGUUCAAGGACUGGAAGGACUGGCUUGAAUGGGAGAAAGAAAGACGUAAACUGACAUAUUCAUCUCCGUCAUUAUGUACCGGAGUCGAUGGCGUCUUUAUCUGCACUCUGGACGAAUCGCAUCUGGAAAUCGUUCAAGCCAUCGCGCCCUUGAAUCUACAUAUAAUGUGUGAAAAGCCACUCGCUCUAUCCCUGACUGAUACGCUCCUUGCAUCCAAGGCGAUAACAGAUGCAUCUCCGACGUCGCCGUUGCCGUCUAAGAUAUUCUCAAUCGGCCAUGUGCUUCGAUAUAGCCCGCAUAACCAGCUCCUUCGCAAGCUCCUUCUUACGGACAGGUUGAUAGGGGAUGUUAUAUCUCUUGAGCAUACGGAGCCCGUUGGAUGGUCUCAUUUCUCUCAUAGCUUUGUUCGUGGGAACUGGCGACGAGAAACGGCCGCUGCAGAUGGAAGCUUGUUGACUAAAUGCUGCCAUGAUAUCGACUUCAUACUAUGGCUGCUCUGCUCGCCUCCUCCGGGCGCACCGCUAGAUCACCCGGAGCAUCUACCGCGGACAAUAACGUCUUCGGGGAUGCUUGCGCAGUUUAAUAAAGCUAACAAGCCCGCUGCUGCUGGGAGUAGUACGAACUGUGUCUCCUGCCCCAUCGAACGAGACUGCAUAUACAGCUCUGUCAAGAUAUAUAAUGACAAGUGCCUGGCGAAGGGUAAGACGGGCUUCCCAAUCCGUAACGUCAUUCCGGAGAUCGAAGACAUUUUAUCCACGGAUGGUAUGGAAACGGCCAAGGACCGUCUUCUCGGUAUGUUGGCCGAAGACUACGAUACGAAGACCAUGCGCGAUGAGGAAAUUGCUGCACGGCCCUGGUACGGCCGCUGUGUAUAUGAAUGCGACAACAGCGUAUGCGAUGAUCAAUUCGUCACCAUGUCCUGGGGAAAUGACCCCUUACCACAGAAUGAUACUGGCUCAGGCUCGACGACGACGACGUCGUCACCGCUCGGCGGUAGAGGUGCGAAGCUUGCCACGCUCCAUAUGGUGGCGCCAACUGAGUCUCAGUGUGUUCGCCGGGGACGUAUCUCGGGGACGUUGGGCGAGAUGACAUAUGAUGGCGAAACGAUCAAUAUAUACACGUUCGAGACUGGAGAGAAGAAAAAGUACUCCAUACCCCCACCGCCUCCUGAGGAAGCAGAGUCUCAUGGCGGUGGAGAUUACGGAUUAACAAGAACCUUUGUCCGGGCAGUUGAUGCAGUGGAAAAUAAGGGGUGGGAUGUUAAGAAAGGCCAGGUGGAGAUUCUAGGAUGUACUCUGGAAGAGGCAAUUCGAAGCCACGCCGUUGUAUUUGCAGCCGAAGAAGCACGGCGAAAUGAGGUUGUUGUUCGAUGGGAUGACUGGUGGGCGAAGAAAACUGCGCAACUACCGAACUAA